This is a messenger RNA of Candida albicans SC5314, 1152 nucleotides long. It is a transcript of the gene GLE2, whose product is annotated as RNA export factor. Bases 1 to 1152 code for a protein of 383 amino acids. Gene Ontology annotation, biological process: transcription-dependent tethering of RNA polymerase II gene DNA at nuclear periphery; RNA export from nucleus. Gene Ontology annotation, cellular component: nuclear pore. The record is from RefSeq and is a predicted model, not a curated record. NCBI's taxonomy places the organism in Eukaryota, Fungi, Ascomycota, Pichiomycetes, Serinales, Debaryomycetaceae. The transcript has a single exon. Gene Ontology annotation, molecular function: ubiquitin binding; RNA binding.
AUGUCAUUCUUGGGUAGUUCGUCAACAGGAACAUCGACCACAGCCACAUCAAGUGCUGUUACUGGUCAAGAAUUAUUAAAUGAUAUAACCAUAAAUAACCCACCGGAAGAUUCAAUUGAAGAUAUUUCAUUCUCACCACAACAAGAUUUGUUAGCUGUAGCAAGUUGGGAUAAAAAAGUUCGAAUUUAUGAAAUUGAUCCUAAUUCAGGAAAUAAUAUGGGUCGAGCAAUGUAUGAACAUGAAGCUCCAGUUUUCAGUUCUCGAUGGUCUAUUGAUGGGACGAAAAUUAUAUCAGGUGGUGCCGACAAUCAAGUGAAAAUAUUUGAUUUGGCAACCCAGCAAGCCCAACAAAUUGGACAACAUGAUUCUGCCGUUAAAUCAGUUAGAUACGUUGAAUGUGGUCCAACAAAUACUCAAGUUGUUGCUAGUGGAUCAUGGGAUAAAACAUUAAAAUACUGGGAUAUGAGAUCACCUCAACCUGUUUCAACAAUCAAUUUACCAGAAAGAGUUUAUUCGAUGGAUAAUUCUCAGAAAUUAUUAGUUGUUGGAUGUGCUGAUAGACAUAUUAGUAUAAUUGAUUUGAAUAACCCUCAACAAAUUUUCAAAAGUUCACAAUCACCCUUGAAAUGGCAAACUCGUUGUGUUUCAUGUUAUCCUCAAGCAAAUGGAUUUGCUGUUGGAUCUAUUGAAGGAAGAUGUGCCAUACAAUACAUUACAGAAAAUGAACAGAAAAAAUUUGGAUUUUCAUUUAAAUGUCAUAGAAAAUCCGGUGGUAAUACUACUGGUACCACUAAUACUACUGGUGGUGCAGGUGCAGGCUUAAGAACCACAAGUAGUUCUAAUGCCAAUGAAUCUCAUGCAUAUUCAGUCAAUGCCAUCUCAUUCCAUCCUAUAUAUGGUACAUUCAGUACUGCUGGAUCAGAUGGUACAUUUUGCUUUUGGGAUAAAGAUGCUAAGCAACGAUUAAAAUCGUUUCCUGAAUUGCCAGGGGCAAUAUCUGCCACUGCAUUUAAUAAAACUGGUACUAUAUUUGCCUAUGCGAUUAGUUAUGAUUGGUCAUUGGGAUAUAUGGGUAAUAGACAAGAUUAUCCAAAUAUCAUCAAACUACAUGCAACCAAAGAUUUAGAAAUAAAACAAAAGAAUAAAAGGUGA